Messenger RNA from Musa acuminata subsp. malaccensis (wild Malaysian banana), 664 nucleotides. RefSeq lists its product as uncharacterized. The record is from RefSeq and is a predicted model, not a curated record. Lineage: Eukaryota; Viridiplantae; Streptophyta; Magnoliopsida; Zingiberales; Musaceae.
ACGCGUCUCAAAAAUCCCAUCUGUAUCCUCUCCGCAAUCCGCUCUCCUCCGCCCCCUCCUCGAUUAUAAUUCCCCGACCUUGACAACCCCCUAUUGUCCAAUCCCUCUCUUCUCUCUCUCUAUUCGUCCCUCGAUGGGCUGCAGUCAAUCCCAUCUCGAUCCCCAUAGGGUUGCGGAAGAGAGUAGGAAGAAGGCGGGAUUAGGGCCAUGGUCGGGAGACGAUGUCAAAGCCGGUAGGAAGGCCGAUGACGGGGAGGAGAGGCCCGGAUCCCCCAGCUUUAGGUUUUAUUUCGAGGGGCCGUGGAUCGACAAAGACUCCGCCAAGGUUGCAGAUGCAGGAGAAGACCAUGGGAAGACUGAUGACAAGAAAGAACGUAUUCUGCACCCAACUGAUAAAACCAUCAAAACUUUGGCCACAAGCAAGGUCAGGAAUCCGAGGGCAAAUCAUCAAAGGACAAAGGAAGGAAAUCGAAAGUUUUAACAAAGGGCUCCCGUGGGAUGAAUCAACGAUAACCAAAGUCCAUCAUGUGAAACCAUGUCAUUGUGCUGAAGAAAUUAUAGGAGAUGCUACUUGUUAGGGCAAACAUUCAGCCUUUUGUGAAACAAAACUUGCAUAUUAUGGCUUCUAAAAGAUUUGAAGUCGAUUACAUUGAUGCUCUGAUUU